ACAAGUAUCUCGCGAAGGUCUUUGGGUGCGGCGACAUGGGAAAGUGUUGCCAGAUGGUGAUGGGGCCGGCGGGCACCGGCAAGUCGACGUACUGCAAGAUCAUGCAGGAGCACUGCCAAAACGCCAAGAGGACGGUGCACGUGGUCAACCUCGACCCUGCCGCGGAGACCUUCGAGUACGAAGUCGCCUUCGAUAUCAGAGACCUGAUAUCUCUUGAGGACGCCAUGGAAGAGCUGGAAUUAGGUCCGAAUGGAGGGCUGGUUUACUGCAUGGAGUACCUCCUGGACAAUAUGGACUGGCUCAAGGACGAGCUGGAUAAGUUUGAUGAUGACGAAUACAUCAUCUUCGACUGCCCCGGCCAGGUGGAGCUGUACAGCCACGUCCCGGUGAUGCGCAAUGUCCUGGACCAGCUCAAGUCUUGGAAUUACAACGUUUGCGCGGUGUUUCUACUUGAUGCCACGUUCAUCACCGACCCUGCCAAGUUCAUGAGCGGGGCACUGUUGAGCCUCAGCGCGAUGGUGCAGCUCGAGCUGCCGCACUUGAACGUGCUGACCAAGUGUGAUCUAGCGGACCGAAGCGAGGUGGAGCGGUUCUUAGACACGGAAAACGCCGCGUUGAUCUCGAUGCACUAUCCACAAGCACAACGGGGGGUACACUUCGGGACGGCACCAUUCAACAGGGGGGAGAGGGGGGGGGAGGAGGACGAGGACGAGGACGAGGACGAGGAGGCGAACGUUAUGGACGACGACGGGUCGGGUCGAGGGGCGGGCGGCGAAGAAUCCGCGGAUGUGGGGACUGGAGCGACCACAGCACAAAGAGAAGAGUUGCAACCACGGGGCAGAUUACAAGUAUUGGGCGCGCAGGGAGGCGUGGAAGGGGCUCAAAGAGGGCCACUGCCGAGAUUGGCGCGACUAACGGAGGCUAUCUCGGGUGUCCUGGACGACUACACAAUGGUAAACUUUUUGCCGCUGGAUAUUCGAGACGAGGAGGACAUCGCCCUAGUGCUGCACCACGCCGACUACAUAGUGCAGUACGGGGAAGAUCUGGAGCCCAAGCAGCCCAAGGACGAUAUUGAGAUGGACGGAUAACGGUAGCGCAGGCAAGCCGCAAGAAUCACUACGGCAAUUUUGUCGGCAGUGCAUUGAUCGGCCUCGUUUCUUCGAUUCGAUGUUGUGCAGGCUGGGCGGAUGAGUUGUUCGUUCUGGGGAGCUUGUUGAUUGUCACACGAAAAAUGCGCGGGAUAAGACGGGAGUGAUUCUCUUGAGUGUAUGUCGAGCCAGCGUGGUCUUCACGUAUACGGGUCAUUUCCGCUCGCACCGGAUUCACCCCCACCCCCGCC
Messenger RNA from Ectocarpus sp. CCAP 1310/34, 1339 nucleotides. The record is from the annotation of a GenBank genome assembly. NCBI's taxonomy places the organism in Eukaryota, Phaeophyceae, Ectocarpales, Ectocarpaceae.